AUGGUGCAAGCUUUAAGACAAAUUGCUAACACGCCUAAAUUGGAGUAUCUUCGUUUCGAUGAACAAGAUAAUUCAGAUGAAUCAAGAAAGCUACAAUUAUUGAUACAGCAUUGCUCAGGAAAGGCAAGAGAAGCAAUCGAAAGUUACGUGAGCUUAUCAAACGGAGAUGGUUAUAGAGUUGCGAAAGACACAUUAUAUGAGAAUUUUGGAAAGCCACAUGUAAUAGUGGAAACACACAUAAAGAGAUUGAUGAAUUUGCCGAGUUUGAAAAUUGGGGAUGGUCCUUCACUUUUACAGUUUGCGAGACAUUUGGAAACAGCACAAAAAACUUUGACUGGUAUGGGAUCCGUCUAUGUGGCUGAUUUAGAUCAUAUGCACAUAUUAAGAGAACUUGUCAAGAAACUUCCAAUGUACCUCAGCGCCAAAUGGACAGAACUUGCAGGAAACCUUUUCGAAUCAGAACAAAGACCACGUUUUGAGCAUUUCCUGAAAUUUGUCAAGGAGAAGGCAAAGCUUGUGAAUAAUGAAUUUGGAAAGGAUAUGAGUAUUACUACUUACUCAAAGCCGAAGUUGAGUAGUAAAGAUUUGGCAGGAAAUAUUGGGAAAUCGGACUUGAAAUAUACCUCAUUUGCAGCAAGUGGAAUGGAGGACUCAGUUCGUCAGAUUUCACCCAAUCGGAAAUCAACUUGUGAAGUGUGCUCCGGACAGCAUCGAAUAUGGAAUUGUGAUCGCUUUAAGAAGGCUGAAUAUAAACUGAAGCGUAAAAUCGUGUUACAAAAUGGAUUUUGUAACAAGUGCUUAGGGAAAGGUCACAUUGCAAAAACGUGCCCCAAAACACGUUUCAAAUGUCAGGAAGUUGGAUGUGAUGAACCACACCACACUCUAAUGCAUCGUCCCAAUAAUGGAAAAGAUCCUCCUUUGCAAAAGCAAGUAAAAACAAUGAAGUCAUCGCAAACCCAAACUGGGGCUGGCGAUCGGCAGGAAACUCCUGAUUGA
Dendronephthya gigantea is the source of this 996-nucleotide messenger RNA. RefSeq lists its product as uncharacterized. The transcript has 2 exons. The coding region runs from base 1 to 996 and encodes 331 amino acids. The record is from RefSeq and is a predicted model, not a curated record. Lineage: Eukaryota; Metazoa; Cnidaria; Anthozoa; Malacalcyonacea; Nephtheidae.